AAUUGAAUUGAGCUGAUUGCAACUAAACUAAAAAUAAGUUGGGGAGAACAGACCAUUCGAACACCUAAAAAAUUAAGAUACAGGGAUUAAUCAUUGACACCGCACUGCUAUCAUAGGCAAUUAGGCAAAUAAUAGGCUAAAUCAAGCACCUGCACCAGAUCUCAUUCUACAAUCUACCUAUUAUCAGAAAGUCAAAACUCAACAAAUAAAAAAAAAUGUUGUCACGAUUUAUACUCCCACAAACUAUAUCUUCUCUUUCAAUCUCUGCUCAUAAUCUCUCUCCUAAACUCAAAUUUCUCAACCACCAUCUUGUUGGGCCCACUUCUUCAUUUAGGGCCCACUCUUUCCUCUUCACUACGUCGGCAGAAAAUGAGAGCGUCGCAAAAGAUGAAAGAAACGUCGGAAAUUCAUCGGCAACAGAUUUUCCGGCGGAACUCCGGCGAGAACUGAUGCCAGGACACGUGGCAAUGAUAUUGGAUGGGAAUAAGAGAUGGGCUGAGCUUAGAGGACUUGAGUCUAUUGUGGGCCAUGAUGCUGGGCUUAAGGCUUUGCUUGAAGUGAUGGGCUUGUGUUGUAAAUGGGCCAUUAAAGUUGCCACUUUUUUUUUGUUUUCUUCUGAAAAUUGGCGUCGGCCUAAGGCGGAAAUUGAGUUUGUGAUGUGGCGCUUUCAGAAGAUGUUGGAGGAUGAACUUGAGAAUAUCAUUAGGCAAGGAAUACGAAUCUCUACAAUCGGAGAUAUAUCUUUGCUCCCUAUCUCCUUACAAGAAGUCAUAGAACACACAAAAGAAGCCACAAAGGACAACACUAAAACUCAUGUAAUCUUUGCCAUUAGUUAUAGUGGUAAGAACGACAUCGUGCAAGCAUGUAAAAACAUCAGUACGAAGGUUAGAAAUGGCCUGAUCGAGCCUGACGAUGUGACUGAAACGCUUAUUGAGCAAGAGCUAGAGACCAAGAUCACGAGUACCCCUUGUCCGGAUCUACUCAUCCGAACAAGUGGUGAACUUCGAAUCAGCAACUUCUUGUUAUGGCAGUUGGCAUACUCUGAGUUCUACUUCACUAAAACACUUUGGCCAGAUUUUGGAGAACCUGAAUUUAUAGAAGCAUUGCAGUCGUUUCAGAAAAGAGGGAGACGCUUUGGAGGAAGAUUAUGAACUCCCUGUUAACAAUGAUCAUACAUUAUGUUGCACAUUCAACUUUCAGUUUACUUAGAAAACAUGUUUGAUGAAGACCUAUCAUUUUUGUUGAGUAAUGACAGUUUUUGGCAGCAUUUAGAGUGUUACUGUAUGCAGUUUCAGACUUUCAGUGUAUUGUGCUUUUGGAAUGAGCUUGAUCAAACCUCUAUACUUCAUUGUUUGAAAUUAAUAGUCAUAUA
Molecule: messenger RNA, 1372 nt
Organism: Beta vulgaris subsp. vulgaris (sugar beet)
Lineage: Eukaryota; Viridiplantae; Streptophyta; Magnoliopsida; Caryophyllales; Amaranthaceae
Product: cis-prenyltransferase 4, chloroplastic
Exons: 3
Coding region: 216-1151 (311 amino acids)
Biological process (GO): polyprenol biosynthetic process; plastid membrane organization; response to cold
Cellular component (GO): chloroplast stroma
Source: RefSeq, a predicted model, not a curated record